Messenger RNA from Thermochaetoides thermophila DSM 1495, 1116 nucleotides. RefSeq lists its product as uncharacterized. Gene Ontology annotation, biological process: transcription initiation at RNA polymerase II promoter. The coding region runs from base 1 to 1116 and encodes 371 amino acids. The record is from RefSeq and is a predicted model, not a curated record. Gene Ontology annotation, cellular component: transcription factor TFIID complex. Gene Ontology annotation, molecular function: protein heterodimerization activity. Lineage: Eukaryota; Fungi; Ascomycota; Sordariomycetes; Sordariales; Chaetomiaceae. The transcript has 2 exons.
AUGGCUACAGCGUUUUUCGAAGCUAAAGCUAAAGGCAUGCCGACCGAGUCGCGGAAGCGGCCGCUUGAGGCCGACCAACAAACUGCGAGCGCGAGCACAAAGCGUCCGAAGUUGAUGUCGCCCUACACUAUUCUGUUCGCUGAGAGACCUGGGUCCUCACCACACCAUUCAUUCAUGGAGACCACCGAUGCUUUGGCCAAGGCGGGCUUGCGCCGAAGCAUCGCUCUGGUCCUGCAGAAAGUCGGUUUCGACACUGCUACGCCCGAGGCCUUUGAGAGCUUUGUAUUGAUGGCAGAAGAAUAUUUGACUUCUAUGAUUGAAGACGUCAAGCACUUCACCAACGCAGCACGCCGCUCCUAUCCUAUCCCGACCGACUUUGAGCAGACCCUGAAGCGCUUCAACUUGACUACAUCGGCGCUAAAGCCACACAAGAAACCACCCAUUCCGAGAUCCAAGAGGAUACCUGUUUACGAGUCGUUACCGGGAGAAGAUGGCAUCGUUCCUGACUUACCCAUCCUUGGCCCAGAGCUGGAUGGCGCGAAGGAUAAAGCUUCAAAACCGUACAUCCCCGCCUCUUUCCCCGCAUUCCCGAGUAUACACACAUACAAGUACACCCCCGAAAGCGUCGACGCCGUUACCGUGUCUGACGACUGGGGAAUAUUCGAUCCAGACGCGCCGUUGGAGCCCAUCGAAGGCUCACCGGUACCGCAACCACAGAGACCGCUUGCGGCUGAAGAAAUUCCGCAUGGCGACCCCAAGAAGAUUCGGGAGGCAGCAGCAAAGGAGGCUAAAGCAGGUGAAGAGGCACUUAGAAGACUUAUGCGUGCUUCAAAAGUCGCAAAACAGAAAGAGAUUCGAUCGGCUGCGCAGAGGCAGGCUGCGCGCCGGGACCGCUACAACUUGUGGGAGAUGGCAAUGAAAGAAAUGUUAGAGGAUGGAACCAAGGGGAAGCGUCGUGAAGGGGGCAUGAUCUGUAGCCUUGUCAACGGCGACAAGAAUAGGGUCGAGAUCGCCGACCACAGCAUGAUUGUCUCUACGGAGAAAGCAUACUGCCGCAAAGAGGUGCCUCGCCCCGGUGUUAGAAAGGCUGUGGGCAACGCAGCUGGGAAGCAUUGA